AUGGGAGCCUAUUGUGGAGCAAUGGUUGGCCUAAACUCCAUGAGUAGCAUGCUUUAUGGAGCCAUCACGGGGUGCAUUCUUUCCAUUGAAGUUCUUAGAAAAUCAUUUGUUCUUUGGGAUUCUGAUGAUUGGGCAAUUGUGUUCUUCAUUCAUUUCGUUGAAACAGAUUCAAUCAUCCUGAAUGAAAGAAUAGAAAGGCUUAGUUCACACAGCACAGUUUGCAGAAACGGAAAAUCAAUGCUGAAAAUUCCAAAUAAGAGAUUUACAGGCAAAAACAUAGUGGACACCUUAUGGAAUGGACCUACCUGCUCAAUCUGCCUUCAGGACUUCCAAAAGGGGGAAAUGGAAAACGCCUUUUAUGCUUGA
This is a messenger RNA of Populus trichocarpa (black cottonwood), 366 nucleotides long. Its product is annotated as NEP1-interacting protein 2. NCBI's taxonomy places the organism in Eukaryota, Viridiplantae, Streptophyta, Magnoliopsida, Malpighiales, Salicaceae. Bases 1 to 366 code for a protein of 121 amino acids. The record is from RefSeq and is a predicted model, not a curated record. The transcript is spliced from 4 exons.